GUGGUGAACAAACCUACCCACUACGAAGGUUUUUUUCCAGGAAGUGUAGGCUGCUGCAACUUGUAUCCCUUGAGCAGCGGCUGCUCACACAACAGUUCUCAUGCUACUUGCAAGCAGCUCAUUUGCAGGAGCGCCAGCACCGUGCCCGGAGGAUGAAUGAAGCCUACAGCUCUGCAGCACCCCGACCCAUGGGCAGCACCUCUCCCAGCACCAUGAAAAUGUUUAUGUGCUUCCUUACUGUAUUUAUGGUGGUACAGACCAUCGGGACCGUACUCUUCUGUUUAUAUCUUCACAUGAAGAUGGAUAAGAUGGAAGAGGCGUUGAGUUUAAAUGAAGAUUACAUCUUCUUGAGGAAAGUGCAGAAAUGUCAGACGGAAGAAGGUCAGAAAUCAACGUUAUUGGACUGUGAAAAAGUUCUAAAAGGCUUCCAGGACCUCCAGUGCAAGGAUAGGACAGCCAGCGAGGAGUUGCCAAAAUUUGAAAUGCACAGAGGCCAUGAGCACCCCCACUUGAAGAGCAGGAAUGACACGUUCGUGGCAGAGGAGAAGAGGCAGCCGAUUGCAACGCACCUGGCAGGGGUGAAGAGCAACAAGGCAGUGCCAGUGCUGGAGUGGAAGCCAACAAGCUACGCCCCGACAAACAGCUUGAUAUCCUACCAUGAGGGGAAGCUGAAGGUGGAGAAAGCAGGGCUCUACUACAUCUACGCACAAGUCAGCUUCUGCACCAAGGCAGCGGCUUCGGCACCGUUCACCCUCUAUAUUUAUUUGUACCUCCCUAUGGAAGAGGACCGGCUCCUGAUGAAGGGACUCGACACGCACAGCACCUCCAAGGCUCUCUGCGAGCUCCAGUCCAUCCGGGAGGGCGGCGUCUUUGAGCUGCGGGCGGGUGACAUGGUCUUCGUCAACGUGACGGACUCAACGCUAGUGAACCCCAACCCUGGCAACACCUACUUUGGCAUGUUCAGGCUGUAGAGAGGAGAGGCCCAGCCCGACUCUGUUGAGCCAUGGGGCUUUCCCUGUUUCCCAUAUUUAUGUUCCCCUGCCUCAUUGUUGUUCUUGUUUCUUAAUUUGUAUAUUUUGUUAUUUAUUGAUGAGGGCCAAGGGGCCCUGAGAACAGGAAAGGAAAAAAUUGGAAGCUGUCAUUGUCUGCACUUUUCUUUUUUCUUUCACUGGUAGGGUUGUGUGUCUGGCCCACCAUGCCCUGUUCUGCUGGCCCCAUUAUGCCCCAUUAUUUAGCAAACUCUACCAACGCUCUUUCCUUCCUACCACCGUAGGACGGCUCAGGGCACUCCAGCCAAGCUAGGUUCAUGCAUAUCUCCUGUACUCAUCUGCUUACAGAUCAUCAAUGGAAAAAAAACAUUAAAAGGCUGAAGAAUGUCUCCUGUAAAGGAAUCGAUCAGCCAGGCGCUGUCCCUACGUGUUGGCUGUUGGUGAUACAUUAUUGCCACUCCAACUGUGUUAUGUUGAGAACCCCAUUUUUUCCACCCAUAGCUGCCUACCGGACUCAGCCUUCUUGCUCACCAUGGCCAUGUUUGUGCUGGUUGAAAUUCACCCGUCAUCAAAAACGCUGUUGGUGGCUGGGGGUGGCUGCUGAUUUCAGUCCAGAGCUCUGGUAGGGCAUUGGUGCUGCUCUGCUUCUGGUGAUCCAAAUUUGUCCAUGAGAAUGCUCUCCUCCCAGAUAGAGAGCCCUUGUGGAAGGGGCAUUGGCCACCUUGGUCAAGUUUGGAUCUGCUGCUUCUCCCUCGCUGUCCUCCACGGGAGCAGGACCCGGAAAGCUCUAGGAGCACAAGGUGAUGAGAAAAGAUUGGGAACACACCUGGAGGCAACAGGUCUGCAUGGGGAGAUGUCAGAUCUGGGCCCUCCUUAGGGUUUGCGUGGCAUGAGGCUGUGGGUCUGGUCCAGCUGUGGUGGUCGAGUGCAGGCGCUGCCGGGUUGGGCACAUCAGUGACGGGUGCCCAUCGCUGUCUGCACAAAGUCAGGGCAGGAUUGCUCUGCCUGCCUGGUUUCGCUGUAAUUCAAUUUGCAGUUUUGUGGCUGUUCUCCAAAGCUGCAUAACUUUGUCUGAGAACGGAGCGUUCUUGUGCCAUGCCAUAUAUAUAAAAACUAUUUAUUUAA
Molecule: messenger RNA, 2114 nt
Organism: Numida meleagris (helmeted guineafowl)
Lineage: Eukaryota; Metazoa; Chordata; Aves; Galliformes; Numididae
Gene: CD40LG
Product: CD40 ligand
Exons: 6
Coding region: 153-971 (272 amino acids)
Biological process (GO): immune response
Cellular component (GO): membrane
Molecular function (GO): tumor necrosis factor receptor binding
Source: RefSeq, a predicted model, not a curated record